AUGCUGACCGAUCCUUUCUUUGGGAGUUCAAAGGAGGCAGAAAAUCCCGAUCUUGACGGCGUGGCCCAAGAAGCCAUCUCGAGCCUUCUUCGCGUCGGAUGUCUAUUUGCUAAGUUUUCCAAAGAUUCGAUCCCCGCCGCCGAAGUCGAAGAGCUCCGCCAGAAAGCGGAGAGUUAUCGCUUUGCCACGCUCGAGGCGUACGGCGAGCGUGACAAGCUUUUAACUCAGGUGGAGGCCAAGGUAAUCACGCUGAACAAUUUGGUCAUUGAGAUGUGUGGUCGCGAAGAUGAUUUGUCCGCCAGUGAAGGGAGGGUGGAAGAGCUGGAAGAUGAGGUUGAUGACAUGCAGAAAGAAUUGGAUGCGAGGGCCCAAGCAAUCGUCGUGAAUAAGGAAGCUUGCAUCGCCAAGGAUAAGGAGCUUGCGUCUUUGCGUGAUGAAUUAGCGUCGUCAAGCGAGGCCCUUGACACGGUGAGAGCCCAGUUGGAAGUGAAAGACAGAGCCAUCGCGGAAGCGAAGGCCCGGGCAUCCUCCGACGUAAAAGCUCUUAGGACGAUACUAGAGAUUGAAGCCGUUGCUGAGGCCGUGGAAGAACGCGACCGCGGUUUCUUCCUUGCUAAAGCCCAGGUCCAGCAUCUUUAUAAAGGACUAGACCUUAGUGGGAUGGGGGCCUUCAAGAGAGUUACCCCCGAGGGUUUGGUCGGCCCUAACGAACCCCAGACUUCAACGCGGAGUACUUUUUGGCUGCUGAAAAUGCAAGAGAAAAAGAAAACAUUAAUUCAGCCUGACUAUUUGUAUUUAUUCCCCCUUACCUUUUUUGUAAUUAUUAUUGCCCAGUGA
Lotus japonicus is the source of this 837-nucleotide messenger RNA. RefSeq lists its product as uncharacterized. Lineage: Eukaryota; Viridiplantae; Streptophyta; Magnoliopsida; Fabales; Fabaceae. The record is from RefSeq and is a predicted model, not a curated record. Bases 1 to 837 code for a protein of 278 amino acids. The transcript has a single exon.